UUGCACAAACCGCAUUGAUCCCACCACGAAACGCUCAACUGCCGCUGAUUGCGGCGGUCGAGGAAUAGAUGUCUGUGAACACGUUUCGAACUGACACUAUUCCCCUCCUCUCUAUGUUCCUGAACCAUCAUUGUGCUCUUGCCGCGCGAUGGCGACGAACAAUUGAUAUUGAAUGUGAUGGAAGAGGACGCAUGCGCGGAGGAGGCUGCGGCGAAGCUCUUGAGACGGAAGUCGCUGACGUGGGGGUGCUUGGACCCCGUCUCGAUGCCCAUCAAAGCAACAACAGCAUUACUUCCCUAGCUAUAUACACACACAUACGCAAUCAUGGCAGACCAAUUCGACAGUGCGCUCGAUCUUCUUCGACGCCUAAACCCAAAGAACACGGCGACCAACCUCUCGGCCAUCUGCAGUCUGGUCCCUGAACAUGAAGAGGAAUUGCUCGCCUCGGUAGACCAACCUCUCGAAGUCCGUCGCUGCAAGAAGACCGGUCGUGACUACCUCCUCUGCGACUACAACCGCGAUGGCGACAGCUACCGCAGCCCCUGGAGCAACGAGUUCGACCCUCCCGUCGAAGACGCAGAGAUGAGCUCCGAGCGCGUCCGUCGCCUGGAAGUCCGCGCAAACGAAGCCUUUGACGUCUACCGCGAGCUAUACUACGAAGGCGGUACUUCAUCCGUCUACCUCUGGAACUUGGACGAUGGCUUUGCAGGUGUUGUGUUGCUCAAGAAGUCAUCUUCUCAGACCGCUGCUUCGGGCGCUUGGGACAGUAUCCAUGUCCUCGAAGUGGCCGAGCGCGGUCGCACUGCCAAAUACAAGCUCACAUCUACCGUCAUCUUGAACCUCGGCACAAAGGGCGAUGCUCUAGGCAGCCUCGAUCUCGCUGGCAACAUGACUAGACAAGUGGAGGCUGACAUGCCCGUCGAUGCUGACGAGACUCAUGUCGCCAACAUCGGCAAGUUGGUCGAGGAUAUGGAACUCAAGAUGCGCAAUCUGCUGCAGGAGGUUUACUUUGGCAAGGCAAAGGACGUGGUCGGCGAUCUAAGAAGCAUACCGCCGCUCUCCGAGGCCAACCGCGACAGAGCAGCCCAACGUGAAAUGAUCAGCAGCAUGGGCCGAUAGACUCGCCCUGAAAGCAUAAUUAAUAACGUCUAUACAAACUGAGAUGCACACGUUUCCAGUUCCAGCAUUACAGCAAAAUGUCAAA
Aureobasidium pullulans EXF-150 is the source of this 1204-nucleotide messenger RNA. Its product is annotated as F-actin capping protein. NCBI's taxonomy places the organism in Eukaryota, Fungi, Ascomycota, Dothideomycetes, Dothideales, Saccotheciaceae. Gene Ontology annotation, biological process: actin cytoskeleton organization; barbed-end actin filament capping; cell morphogenesis. Bases 325 to 1119 code for a protein of 264 amino acids. The transcript has 4 exons. Gene Ontology annotation, molecular function: actin filament binding. The record is from RefSeq and is a predicted model, not a curated record. Gene Ontology annotation, cellular component: cytoplasm; F-actin capping protein complex; actin cortical patch.